UUUGCGUUGGACAGUAUGGCUGAAGAAAGCAGCUCAUUCAAUGUCUGGCCAGAAAUAGAAAAGGCAGAAAAGGAGAACAGGCGUGAGCUGGUGCUUCAGGGUUCAGCGGUUGACAAAAAGAUCGAGAGCAGCGGCGGACUUCACGCGCGACUUUAUUCCCUCUCGCUCCUGAACUACCUGGAGAUCAGUCAAUGUCCCAGUCUACAUGAGAUCCACGAGAACAUCAGACAUCUGUCUAAUCUACAGAGUCUGGUCCUCUGCAGGAACAAGCCUCACUUCAGUCCCAAAAGCAUCGGUGAACUGAAGGCGAUCAAAGUCCUGGAUUUGUCUGCCAACCAGCUGCAGGCUUUGCCCGAGGAGGUCUGUUCACUGAGCGAGCUCAACACUUUAAAUGUCAGCUGCAACAGCAUCGCUGCUCUGCCGGAUGGUCUGAGCAAGUGUGUGAAGCUCGCCAGCGUCAAUGUGUCUAAAAAUGCACUCUCUCGACUUCCAGAUGACUUGUGGUGCUCCAGCCUGGAGCUCCUCAGCAGCAUCAUUGCAUCAGAAAACGCGAUAGAGGAGCUGAGCAGUGAUGUUCAUAACCUGCUUGCGCUGAAGGUUUUAGAUCUUUCCAACAACAAGCUCCAAGAACUUCCAUCUGAGUUGGCCGAUUGCCCCAAGCUGAAGGAGACCAAUUUUAAAGGGAACAAGCUGAAGGACAAGAGGCUUGAGAAGAUGGUGAACGGCUGCCAGACUAAAUCAGUCCUAGAUUACCUGAGGGCAGGUGGGAGAGGGAAAGGCAAAGCCAAGCAGCAGGAUGGAGAAGUGAGCGAGAAGCUUGACGGAGGCCGUAACAUCUCGAAGAAGAAAAGCGGUGCAAAGCAGAAAGGCAAAAAAGAGGCAGAGGAAGUGGAUGAGCUUAAUCGGAUGGUUGUGAGAGUUCUGCAUGUAUCCGAAGCACCCACGGCUUUAACGGUCAAAGUUUCUGCAGACAUCAAGGAUGUUCGGCCAUACAUUGUGUGCUGCAUUGUAAAAGGCAUGAACCUCAGACAAGGAAAUGCACUCAAGCGAUUUCUAGUUGCUCAGACCAAACUUCAUGAUGAGAUCUGUGCCAAAAGGACAACAGCAACCAUCGCAACUCAUGACCUGAGCUUGCUGAAAGCUCCUCUGUUGUAUGACGCCAGGCCACCGGAAACACUGAAGAUACCUUCAGCUCCUCUGAUGGGAAAGAACUUCACCCGCUGCUUGUUUGACGUGAGAGAUCAUGUGGUCUCGCUCUACCAAUCACAAAACAGCCCAGAGGACAAAGCAAAGAGAACAGGACGUGAGCAUCACCUUUGUCUCACCUGGAUCUGCAAUGAGAGAGAUAGAAGCACUCAGAUCUCCAAUCAGGGAAAGUGUCAAAGAGGAAAGCAGCCUGACGCUGAGGUACCGAAACACCUCACCCACGACUUCCACAGUGAUGGAGCCACCUUUGGCUUCCAGGUGCCCGGGGUGAGCCUUUGUUUCCCUGGGCACCUUGCCAAUAAUCCCGACACAAAGAGCCCAACCCUCCAGAGGCAUCUGGAGAGGCUACUCUCUGCUCCCCAAACCACCCAAAGCACGAGAGUCCUCUGGGCCACCCAGAGAUACUACUAA
This is a messenger RNA of Puntigrus tetrazona (Sumatra barb), 1617 nucleotides long. Its product is annotated as leucine-rich repeat-containing protein 47-like. The record is from RefSeq and is a predicted model, not a curated record. NCBI's taxonomy places the organism in Eukaryota, Metazoa, Chordata, Actinopteri, Cypriniformes, Cyprinidae. Gene Ontology annotation, molecular function: protein binding.